UCCGGCGCCUUCCGGGCGUUGAUUCAGUGGCGGGAAAAGCGGCUCCUUCUUGGGUAGCGGCUGCCAGUGCUGUCUGGUGGCCCUUCGAGCCGAGGAUGGAGAAGCAAUCCGAAGAGCAAGCCGCCGCCGAGCCCGCGGACUCCGGAGGGGAAGGCGGGCCGCCGCAGGUCGCCGGCGCCCAGGCGGCGCGUCCCGAGGACCGCAUGACCCUGUUGCUCAGACUAAGAGCACAGACAAAACAACAGCUCUUAGAAUAUAAUUCAAUGGUUGAUGCAAAUGAAGAAAGAACUCCAGAACAAAUCAUACAAGAAAAGCAAAUUGAAGCUAAAAUUGAAGAACUGGAAAAGGAAAUUGAAGAGGUGAAAGUUGCUUUUGAAAUGAAAAAGCUUGCAUUAGACAGGAUGCAACUUUCAACUGCACUUAAAAAAAACCUGGAGAAAAUGGACAUCAAGACUAGUGCACUCAUGGAUAACAUGAAACAGAUAUUAAAUCUCAAUAAAUUAAUAAUGAAAUUACAGCAGGAAACUUGGGAUUUGGAGGAAAAAUUGCUUGAUGUUAGAAAGAAGAGAUUGCAGUUAAAACAAGCUUCAGAAAGUAAGCUUUUGGAAAUACAGACUGAAAAGAACAAACAGAAAGGUGAUUUGGACAGUAUGGAAAAUUCAGACAAGAUAAAGAACAUACAACAAAACCUGCAGAAGGAGAUACAGAUUACUACAGUUAUUCAACAUGUGUUCCAGAACCUCAUUUUGGGGAGUAAAGUCAACUGGGCAGAGGAUUCUGCCCUUAAGGAAAUGGUUCUGCAGCUUGAGAAGAAUCUCACCAUGAUCCAAUAACAAUUCUGUUCGGGCAUUUUUUCUGUCUCUGAUGUCAUUUAAAUUGCAAAUUUCAAGUGACAUGUUUUUUCAGUCUUCAGUUUGGAACUGCUCUAAUACUGCAAUUUUAUUUUAGCUUGAGUUAACAUUGUAUUGCAACAUGGAAUAUAUUGCUUUAAAUUUUACUACAGAGACUGGCAUAUUCUAAAAGAAUCCAGAAAUCUCAGCCUUGGAAGGGCUCCAAAAGAUAUCUACUCCAGCUUUCCACUGAAUGUGGACAUUUCUUCUAUAAUAUUCCUGGAAGUCCUAACUCUCAUUUGGAAUUCUUCUAUGUAUUUGUUUGUUAACCAAAAUAUUGGAAAGUUAGAAAAGCCUAUCCACAUAUUUACUUCUUUUCCACUGUCAUUGUAUUUUAUCAGAUAAAUUUCAUUUUAGUUCUAACCACAGAUUUUUUUUUGCCUUUUUUUGAGACAUAAUUGAUACAUAACAUGUGUAAAGUUAAGAUGUACAACAUGUUGAUUUGACCACCAUGGUAUUAGCUAACAUCUCCACAUGUCACAUAAUUAUCAUUUAUUUAUCCUGAUGAAAGCAUUUAAGAUUAGUCUUUUAGUAACUUUGAAGUAUGUAAUGCAAUAUUGUUAACUAGAAUCACAAUGCUGUGCAUUAAAUCUCCAACAUUUAUUCAUCUUCUAACUGUAAGUUUGUACCCUUUGACCACCAUUUCCCUAGUUCUUCCACUCCCCAUCCACAUCUUCAAACAGAGACCCAAAUAAAACAUGACCCAAAUCAACCAUGAAAAAGAAGGAAAAAGAAAAACAUAUUCAAAACGUUAACAGUGUGGUUAUUGUAGAGGAGUUAUGACUUUUUUCUUCUAUAUUUCCAUGUUUAUCAUGCAUUACUUUUUAUAAGUUUAAAAAUAAAAAAGAAUGUUAUUGUCUUAUUGAAAAAAUAGAACUUGCCACCUUUUAUAGGAUCCAGUUCCAUUUUUGGAAAACUCUAAUUUGAGCUCUAUUAAUUUGGUGCUAUUGAUCAUUUUCAUAGACAAUGUAAUAUUUUCAACAUUCUUUUAAGAAGGACUUUAAACUUGAAAAGAUGCACCGCAGUGGAUAAGCAUUUGAAAUCUGUUCUUUAGAUCAAAAACAGAAAUACAGAGAUUUGCCUGAAUUUUAAUUCUAAGCAUCUUUCUUUGGAAUAUUUAUAGUUUUGUUUCAUUUGUUUUGAUAAACUAUAAUUUAUGUGUAGUUUUUUGUUUUAUGUAUAGUUAUUCUUUUUGCCACACUAUAUUCUUGGAAAUUGUCUACAUAAAUUGUAAAACAAGCUAUAUUUUUCUUACAAAAAAAAUUCUGGAAAAUACCUUCCUGAUCCAAAGUACAGCAUUAAAUAAAUCAUAGAUGCAUAC
This is a messenger RNA of Vicugna pacos (alpaca), 2211 nucleotides long. It is a transcript of the gene CENPH, whose product is annotated as centromere protein H. Gene Ontology annotation, molecular function: kinetochore binding. Gene Ontology annotation, biological process: mitotic spindle organization; kinetochore assembly; chromosome segregation. Gene Ontology annotation, cellular component: kinetochore; nucleus. Lineage: Eukaryota; Metazoa; Chordata; Mammalia; Artiodactyla; Camelidae. The record is from RefSeq and is a predicted model, not a curated record.